This is a messenger RNA of Erythranthe guttata (spotted monkey flower), 2077 nucleotides long. Its product is annotated as dynamin-related protein 4C. Gene Ontology annotation, molecular function: GTP binding; GTPase activity; microtubule binding. Lineage: Eukaryota; Viridiplantae; Streptophyta; Magnoliopsida; Lamiales; Phrymaceae. The record is from RefSeq and is a predicted model, not a curated record. Gene Ontology annotation, cellular component: cytoplasm; microtubule; membrane.
AUGGGCAGUGGUAAGAAUAAUCGAAGAGUUGCUUCCGGAAUCAAAACAAGGUCCAACGGAGAUGACACUACUGAACAGAGUUUGGCUCUGGCCACCACACUUCCCGGAGAAGGCGGCGGCGCCGCAAUCCACGCGCCGAUCGUCUCCUCCUACAACGACCGAAUCCGGCCACUCCUCGACGCCGUCGACCGUCUCCGCCACCUGAAAAUCACGUCUGAAGGCAUACAGCUCCCAACCAUCGUCGUCGUCGGCGACCAAUCCUCCGGCAAGUCCAGCGUACUGGAAUCCCUCGCCGGAAUCAGCCUCCCCCGCGGCCAAGGCAUCUGCACCCGCGUCCCGCUCAUCAUGCGCCUCCAGAACCACCACAGCCCCACCCCGGAACUCUUCCUCGAGUUCAACGGCAAAACCGUCCCCACCGACGAGUGCCACGUGGCCGACGCGAUCGUCGCCGCCACCGACGAAAUCGCCGGCAACAGAAAGGGAAUCUCCAACCACCCACUGACCCUGAUCGUGAAGAAGAACGGCGUCCCUGAUUUAACCAUGGUUGAUCUGCCCGGAAUCACUAGGGUUCCAGUUCAGGGGCAGCCCGAGGACAUUUACGAACAAAUCUCUAAAAUAAUCAUGGAGUUUAUCACACCGGAAGAGAGUAUAAUCCUAAAUGUUCUGUCCGCAAGUGUCGAUUUCACCACGUGCGAGUCGAUAAGGAUGUCUCAGAAGGUCGACAGAACCGGACAGAGAACACUCGCUGUCGUAACGAAAGCCGAUAAAUCCCCCGAAGGCCUCCUCGAGAAGGUCACUGCGGAUGACGUCAGCAUCGGCCUCGGCUACGUCUGCGUCCGAAACCGAAUCGGAGAAGAGUCCUACGAGCAGGCGCGUGUCGAAGAGACGAAUCUUUUCAACACACAUUUCCUCCUCUCUCGGAUAAGCAAAUCCAUGGUCGGAAUUCCUGUCUUGGCGCAGAAGCUUGUCCAAAUUCAGGCGACCCUAAUAGUGAAAUGCUUGCCGGACAUUGUUCGGAAAAUCAAUGAUAAGCUCACUUCGAAUAUCGAGGAUUUGAACAAGCUCCCGCAGAAUCUUUCCUCCAUUGCCGAAGCCAUGACGGCUUUCAUGCACAUUCUUGGCUCGGCGAAGGAAUCUUUGAGGAAGAUUCUCUUGCGUGGAGAGUUCGACGAGUACCCCGACGAGAGUGAGAUGCAUUGCACCGCAAGGUUAUCCGAAAUGCUGAAUCAAUACUCCGAAGAGAUGCACCGGAAAAGCGGGGAACAAGAAUCGAAAACCACUUUCUUGAUCGACGAAAUGAGGGUUUUGGAGGAGACUAAAGCAAUUGGGCUCCCGAAUUUUCUCCCUAGAGGCGCUUUUCUCACUCUCCUCCAAAAAAAGGUUAAAGGGAUUUAUAUUACGCCGUUCGAGUUUGUCGAAAAAACAUGGGGUUACAUAGAAAACGUAGUCGUUUCCGUCUUAAUGAAGCAUUCCGAAAACUACCCACAACUCCUCUCCUCAACAAGAAGGGCGGCCCAAAGCUUCGUUGCCUUGAAGAAGAAGCAAUCGGUCGAUUGGGUUAGUGAUUUAGUCGAGAUGGAGAAGCUCACCGACUACACAUGCCACCCCGAGUACGUCUCUCUAUGGAACAGCCUCAUGGCCCACCAAAACGCGUUCAUGGAAAUUCUCAACCACCACUCGGAGCCGACCGAAAUGCGGAUCGACGGAUUUGGAGAUGUGGACGUGGCGCAUCUGAGGGGAAAUGUGGCUCAAGUGCAGGAAGCGUUCGAUUUGAAGAUGAGGUUAACGGCUUACUGGAGUAUUGUUCUGAGGAGAAUGGCGGAUUGCAUGGGGCUGCAUUUGCUUUUCAGUAUUCAUAACUUGGUGAACAAGGAAAUGGAGAUACAGAUAAUUAACGAGAUCAUCGGAGCCGACGGGAACGGGUUGCAGAGGAUGUUGGAGGAGUCGCCGGUCGUUGCCGAUAAACGGAAGAGGUUGAAUAAUAGUGUUAAGCUGCUCAAGGAGUCCAAGGAAGUUGUUGCAAAGAUUAUGGAUAAUAUUGCAACUCUUGCUCUCUAGAAAAUUACGCCAUGCAUGC